GCGUCGCUGUUCAAGUUUGAAAUAGCCGAAUUACAGCACGACCCCUUCCUCCAGCUCUUCAUUAACAUCAUUCAGAAAUGACCUCACGCGCAAAAGGGGUCGGGAAUGAGUGUAGCCGGACGGAGAGUUUCGCGCACGGAGAGUAGACGGUUUGUUGUCUCACCACGCUGACACCGAGGCGCCGAAAGGAUGUUCUGCGCUAAGCUGAAGGACCUGAAGAUUUCAGGAGAAUGUCCCUUUUCCGUGCUGGUCAGAAACGAAGAACAGGGGGGUUUCGGAGGCGACCGAGCCAGAGAUGCGCUGCCGGUGUCCACCGAGGUUCAGAGCAGUGUGGAGAGCUCCGUGCCCAAACGCAAAACGAGCAGGAGCAAAGUUAACCUGCAUUCUCUGGGCGAAAGCGUACGAAAACUGGUCUGUCCUGAGUUUGAGAAACUGAGAAGUGCGAUGGUGAGAGUGAUAAAGCAGGAAAUAGACCUGACCUGCCCUGCAGGACACAACACAGAUCUUUGUCAGAUGUUGGAAAAACCUGAGGACCUACUAGAUGUCAUGAAGAUAUAUUCACAGAAAACAGGCAUUCACAUGGACAUGUUGAAGAUAUCCUUGGGCUUGGAAGUGUUCCGAGACUGCUAUGAGGAGGACAGCCACAUUCUGGGCGUGGUCGGGGGCGCCCUCCACGAUUUCCUCAACAGUUUCAACGUCCUUUUAAAGCAGAGCACGCCCCCCACUGCCGAGGCUCGCCAGUAUGUGAGCCAAGCCUCUGUCCUGUGCCUGGACAAAGACCCUGGACUCCUCACGGUGUAUUAUUUCAACCCUCACCCCACCGCAGAGCUUUUCUUCCCUGGGAUCAUCCAGGCAGCGGCUAGGUUCCUCUACUGCACACAGGUGGAGGUCAGGAUGGACUUUGCGGGGGCGAAGGACAGCGGCGCCCUCCAGGCCAGCCACCAGCCUCAUCUCCUGUACGCUGUGGCAGUGAGGGAUGCCAAGAGCCUGACGCCGAGCCCCAUGAGGACACACUCGUCUGGGGAUAUCCCUCUUUCUUUGCUCUACACUACCUUUCCCUUCCAUAUUCUCUUGGACCAGGACAUGGGGCUGCUGCAGAUAGGAGAUGGACUGAGGAAGCGCUUGGGGCGCAGCAGAGACAGCCAGAGGAGGCCAACGUUUGAGGAGCACUUUGCCAUCGUCUUGCCUGAAAUACGGGCUAACUUCCAGGGCAUCCUGACCAUGCUGAACACCCAGUUUAUCCUACGAGUGAAGCAACAGCAGUCGUCCGGUUCUACAGCCAGCUCUGGAAAGCACAUGGACCUGAAGGGCCAGAUGAUCUUCAUGUCUGAGAUGAACGCCAUUCUGUUCCUUGGCUCUCCGUGUGUGGACAAGCUUGAGGAGCUGACGGGCCGAGGCCUUUACCUAUCCGAUAUCCCUAUCAACAAUGCUCUUAGGGAUGUGGUGCUGGUGGGAGAGCAGGCCAAGGCCCAGGACGGCCUGAAGAAACGUCUAGGCAAGGCCAAAGCAGCUCUGGAGCAGGCACACCAGGCCUUGGAGGAAGAGAAACGAAGAACUGUGGAGCUCCUCUUCACCAUCUUCCCUGGUAACGUGGCCCAGCGCCUGUGGCAAGGCCUCCCUGUGCAGGCCAAGAAAUUCGACCGAGUGACAGUGCUGUUUUCAGACAUCGUGGGCUUCACGGCCAUUUGCUCACGCUGCACGCCCAUGCAGGUGGUCACCAUGCUCAGUGAGUUGUACACCCGCUUCGAUCGCCACUGUGGUGAGCUGGAUGUGUACAAGGUGGAAACCAUUGGAGAUGCAUACUGUGUUGCCGGAGGCUUGCACAAAGAGAGUCCGACCCACGCUGUACAAAUUGCUCUCAUGGCCCUAAAGAUGAUGGAACUGUCCGAUGAGGUCACAACCCCCAUGGGGGAGGUCAUUAGGAUGCGUAUUGGCAUCCAUUCUGGCUCCGUUCUGGCUGGCGUGGUUGGUGUAAAAAUGCCCCGAUACUGCCUUUUUGGCAAUAAUGUCACUUUAGCCAACAAGUUUGAGUCCUGUAGUCUACCAAGGAAGAUCAACAUCAGCCCCACCACCUACAGGUUGCUAAAAGAUCGCCCCGAGUUCACAUUCAUCCCGCGGUCGAGAGAGGAACUUCCGCCCAACUUCCCCUCCGACAUCCCUGGCAUUUGUUACUUCCUCGAGGCGUCCGAUCGAAGGACAAAUGACACUCGCAGAGACUCAGCAACAGAAACAUAAAUAGUUGCUCUCCGACGACAAACACUCUACACAGUGGGUUGAUUACUGCCUGGUGCUGUACGCAGUAUAUAUCUCUUGAGCUGAGCCAGAGGUAGCAAGUAAUUCAGCAAUAGAAAGUUGCCAAAAAGUGUCCGAAAGAAAAAAAAUGGCUUAUUUAAAAAGGGGUUGACUAAGCACUGUUUAUGUUUUGCUUCGUAGGAUUCUUUCUUGAAGCCACCUCAGACUUUGGGUCACAGGUAUUAUGCAGAGCAUCUGAAAGACUGACCAUGUCCUAGUACUUUCUGAAGGGCCACUUUCAUUUGGAUUUCUCCACGGAAACCAUCCAAAUCGUACUUUGGAAAAAGUCUAAAGUCUCUAAGUUUGAGUACUUCCAAAAAAGUUUCUCUCUGUUAUUGCUUGUACUGAUCCUCCUUAGAUAUGCACAUACGCAGUGAAAUCACCAGUGUUUUAUUAACUCCAGAGCUAAAAGCCACAGGAGUUCAUUGAACACUAGUCAUUUUUACUUAUGUAAAAGUGUCAAAGUGAAAAUAAUCAUUUUAACACUCUGAAUACAGCACAUUCGACUCAAUGUCUGGAUCACGUCAAUGUAUUUGCUCACAGUGGAUGAAAAGUCACAAAAUCACAGUAGGCCUAACUAUAUCACAGCAUAGCUUGACCACAAUGAAUGUUCAAUUAUCCUGAAAAUAUAAACAUUUAUAAUGUUUCAUUGUGACUUUUUUGUAUUGUGAUAGAGCUAUAAUAAACAUUGUGACUACUCAA
Messenger RNA from Colossoma macropomum (tambaqui), 2994 nucleotides. It is a transcript of the gene gucy1a1, whose product is annotated as guanylate cyclase 1 soluble subunit alpha 1. The transcript is spliced from 8 exons. The record is from RefSeq and is a predicted model, not a curated record. The coding region runs from base 190 to 2235 and encodes 681 amino acids. Gene Ontology annotation, cellular component: guanylate cyclase complex, soluble. Gene Ontology annotation, molecular function: guanylate cyclase activity; heme binding. Gene Ontology annotation, biological process: response to oxygen levels; cGMP biosynthetic process. NCBI's taxonomy places the organism in Eukaryota, Metazoa, Chordata, Actinopteri, Characiformes, Serrasalmidae.